Molecule: messenger RNA, 1428 nt
Organism: Fragaria vesca subsp. vesca
Lineage: Eukaryota; Viridiplantae; Streptophyta; Magnoliopsida; Rosales; Rosaceae
Product: trihelix transcription factor GT-1-like
Exons: 5
Coding region: 161-1339 (392 amino acids)
Source: RefSeq, a predicted model, not a curated record
CAAAUAUUCGCACAAUCAAAUACUUCCCAAUCAGUGUGUUGAGAGUCCACUCCCACCUCUUCCUUUCCCCUUCUGUCUUCUUCAUCCUCCUUCUCCUCCUCUCUAACAAUCACAUGUUCCACCACCCCUAACCUCCUCCCAAUCCCAACCCGCCGCCGCCAUGUACCUCUCCGAAAAGCCCCACCCAAUCGAUUUCUACAAGUCCUCCUCCUCCCCCGACCGCGACAUCAUGAUGGACGUCGUCUCCGCCGCCGCCGCCAACACCAGCAGCGGCGGCGAGGACCACGAGGUCCGCGCCCCCAAGAAACGCGCCGAGACAUGGAUCCAGGAAGAGACGCGCAGCCUGAUCAGCUUCCGGCGCGAGGUGGACGGACUGUUCAACACGUCCAAGUCGAACAAGCACCUCUGGGAGCAGAUCUCGGCCAAGAUGAGGGAUAAAGGGUUCGAUCGGAGCCCCACCAUGUGUACGGACAAGUGGCGGAACUUGCUUAAGGAGUUCAAGAAGGCCAGGCAUCAAGCCAAGGUCGGCAGCAGGUCUGCUAAGAUGACGUACUACGAGGACCUUCAGGAGCUGCUGAGGGGUAGGACUAGUAGUCAUAAUAGUAAUAGUGGCGCGGAUAAUAAUGCGGCGGCUAGUAAUGGAGCCGCUGGUGGUUCCUAUAAGAGGCCGAAUUCGCCUCCGAAGCUCGAGUCUUUCAUACGUUUCUCUGAUAAGAGUCUAGAGGAUGCAGGCAUUCCGUUUGGACCCAUGGAAGCUGCUGAACGGACGGCAGUGGACUUGGAAAGGCAGUUGGAUCAUGAUGGUGACCCUCUGGCUAUUACCGCGGGUGAUGCAGUGGCAGGCAAUGAGGUUCCACCGUGGAAUUGGAGAGAGGGCCCUGAGAAUGGAGGGGAGGGACACUCAUCUUAUUGUGGAAGGAUUAUAACUGUCAAGUUGGGCGAAUACAACACCAGAAGGAUUGGUAUUGAUGGAACUGCUGAUGCGAUUAAAGAGGCAAUCAAGUCUGCGUUCAGAAUAAGAACUAAGCGAGCAUUUUGGUUGGAGGACGAGUAUCAGGUUGUUCGGAGUCUUGAUAGGGAUAUGCCUUUGGGCAAUUACACUCUCCACCUUGAUGAAGGAGUAACUAUUAAACUUUGCCUCUGCGAUGAAUCCGACCAUAUAGUUCGGACUGAAGAAAUAACAUUCUACACUGAGGAUGACUUUCGUGAUUUCCUUACCCGUCGCGGCUUGAUUGGUUUGAGAGAUUUAAGAGAAUUAGGUGGCUACAGACGCAUUGAUACAUUAGAUGAUCUUCAAUCUGGUGCAAUGUAUCAGGGAGUGAGACUUCUGGGGGACUAGAAGAUUUUGUAUAUUCACUUCAACUAUGAUAUAGCUCGUACAGUUGGUUUUUUUCUUCCUCCUUUUCUUGGUUUACUACUAAUCAUAAA